AUGAGUGUCAGAACCCUAAAUCUUGGCCUCCCGUCGGUCCGCUGCGUCUCGUCCGCCUCGGCAGGUACCAGCCUCAGACCGUUUACCUUGAACCGUCUUGCUCACCGCCGCGGAUUUUGUCUCGCUGCUGGGUGUCUGGAUGUCGGCGUCUCUGGGAAAUCCCAGCGACUCAGAGUGCUCUGCUUUUCCUCGAAGUCAUUGGACUCAUCCUUGGAUCUCCCACUACUUCCUUUCCAACCGGAUGAGGUGCUCGUUUUGCUUUUCCUCUAUUUAUGAACUGUUUUUGCAUAUCCUUUCUCCAGCGGUUGUAAUGCUAGUGUAUCGCCAGUGUACUAGCGUCAUUGUUUUCCAAAUGGCUGUAUAAUUCUGUUCCCAAUGUUUUAUGCUGGACGCAUUUCGGGGCUACUUUCCCGAGAGGACGGCAGCGUCUGUGUUCAUAGUGUUUUAUCCUCGUUAAUCCAUCCCCCUUAAUGGACGUGGAUCCAUGUUAUGACUCUGAUAAUUUCUCUACGUCGACUCCGUUCACAAGCUAGGCACGGCCUAUAAGCAUGAAAAUCAAACCAAAUGCGCAACAAAUGGUGGAAGAAGGUUCUAAAGACUCAACAUCAUUUUACUUUUGUCCGCCAAUUGGCUUUAUGCUAGAUGCGACAUGAUAAUACGUUAAAUUAUAUAUAAGUAUGAGCAGAGAUUCCUGUUCCUAAAACCCGAUUCAAACUUAUGCUUCAAGUUGACAAUCUCGAUUAUUAAAAGCAGGCAGAUGACUUGUAAUUUUUUUUGGUGGUUGUCAGGUUUUGGUUCCAUCAGAAUCCAAGACACUGCAUUUGUAUGAAGCAAGGUUUCUUGCAUUGCUGGAGGAGGUUACAUUCUUCUCUCAUUUCCUCUAAUUUUUUGUUAUCUUCUAUCAGUGUUUUGAACGAAAGGUCUUAAUGUUUUUCCCUUAUUGAAUGUGGAUCUUCGUGCCCACACAGUAUAAAGUUCAGUGAUGUGAAGUUGGAACCCAAAGGUUUUCAAUCUAAAUUUAAUGGGUAAAUGGUUUUCCUGGUAGCAAUGUAACUAAUCAACCAGUAAGUUGCCAUAAAGUGACGACAUAUUUAGUGUCUAUCAUUGGAAAUUAAUGAUCACGGUCUGUUUCAAAUUUUUCUGGUGCUGCUUUGUUUUUGAGAUUCUUGCUGUGGACCUGCAAGUUUUCUCAGCUGAGUGCUUAUUUUAGUUGUUUUCUUGUUGAUGUUAAUUUCUUGCAGUCACUAAACAAAGGGCAGAAGCAGUUUGUGCACUUCGUCCUGGACCCAGUUCCUUCUAGUGGAUCAUCAACAGGAGCAUCUUAUGCUGCUAGAUAUGGUUGUCUAGUUUAUAUAGAAAAUGUAAGCUUGAAUGUCACUGUCACCUCGUGAAGAAAUUCAAUAUUACAUCCCCUGCAUGUUUUUUGAUCUUGACCUUAAUGAUGAGGAUUUACCUUGCUUCCAUGUACCUGUGAUUCAAUGUCAUUUGUUUGUAAUCUCAUCACCAUAUAGCUUUGAUUUGUUUCAUUUUUUUUAAAUGUAGGUUGAGAAAUUGGAUAUUGGAGCUCUGGUUUCCAUUAGAGGCAUUGGCCGUGUUAGCAUCAUGAAUAUGACACAGGUACUCUACCAAGGUUUAUAUGGAAUUUAAACUUGAUCUUCUUUCUAUUGCUCGAAUUAAACGAGGUUUGAUUUUCCAUAAUAAUUCCUUUACGUAAUGACGCAUGAAAUUUAUCUUCGUUAAGGCAAAUGAAGACCUCUGGACACUCAGUUUCACAGUGUGUGAGAAACUCGAAACUUGCUCUUUAAUCAUUCAUGGUGAAGAAAGGCAAAAACAUGAUAUUGCGAGUAGGUUUAAAGAUGUAAUUUGUGACUUCUUGUGUUCGAGAAAUUGUUGUUAUCUUUCACAAGAACGAAAAUAAUUAAGAAAAUAGAUGACUUAUCGCAUCCUUUCUCAAAUCAGCUACUCACGAACCUGGCUGCAGUACACUUUCGCCCUUUCAAACUAAUAUAUAUCCAUCAACGUGACCUUAAACCAGCCUUACUCGUGACUCUUUAGAAACUUUGAGUUUUCUGAAAUUUGAUGAUAUUGAGCAUAUCAGAGUGCGGUAAUACUUGCUUUAUUUUCUGUGAGACAUUAGAAAUAACUGCUGAGCACAUUUGUUAUUCAUUAUUUAUUUUAAAUACGUGCAUUUUUUUUGUGAACUCAGACAGAACCAUACUUGAGAGGAGUUGCCAUACCAAUGCAAGACGGUACUGACGGAAGUGACAGUGAAAUCGUCUCAAAAGUUACAGCACUGAAGGAAUCUCUUGCUAACUUAAACAACUUGGAGAUUAAAUUGAAGGUGUUUGUCAUUUCUCUGAAAUCUUUUCUGGCAGUUGCUGCUCAAUUUUUUUGUUCCUGAUUACUCCAAAACUCCCAGGCUUCCCAGGAUGAGCCACUGCAAACCCGCAUAAGAAGCUCAAUGAUUUGGGCUGAAAAGGAAGCUCCUGAGGUUUACAGUCAGGCUUUCAUUCCAGGAGUAUCUGAGCGUAUAUCCUUUGCCGCACUACAACCAGUCUCAGGUAGAAUUUUAUUCCCAUCAAAGUUUAUUCCUUUUAUCUUUAUUUUUCUCAAGAAGGAGGGGUCGGUAAGCUCUCCAUAAUCAGCGUGCCCCCCUCGUCUUCUAUCCUUCUGCAUGACUUCUGAACUUUUCUUGAAAAUAGGCACCCCCUCUCUUUGCUCCUUUCAUUCGACUUCUUAUCUAUAAUUCCAAGAUGCAUUCCUUCUAUACUUCACUUAUUGGGUCCAAUUAGGAGUACAUCUAGGGAAGUCUCCACCAUGGCAACAUCUCUGAAACAAACAAAGAUGGUUUUCUAAUUUGAUGCGGAAUUACAAAGGUGUUCUUCUUUAGCCUUGACUUUGAGGAGUUUUUUCUUAUUUGAUAUGAACUUGCAGCUCUCUUCAGCAUUCAGGUGGUGGAAUACUUCUUCAUUGGAAUAUAAUUUAUGUAUAGUGAAUGGAUCGAAUAACUCUUGUAUUUUGUUUCAGCUUUUGUACCUCUCUUGUGGGUUUUGAUUGUCAUAAUUCAUCAAAGAACGUAAUGAGAUUGGUGAGCUUUGAUCUUUCACUACACCUCUAUAUAAAAUCAGAGUUCACCAAUAUGACUGCCUUCUAGAUAGAUUAUGGAAAUCAAAACCCAUUAGAGUAGUGAAAAGGUUGGAACAAGAUACAAGAACUAUUUGAUCCAAUCACUAGACAGAUUUUACUUCAAUAAAUAAGUAUUCCACCACCUGAAUGCGGAAGAGAGCUCCAAGUUCAUAUCAAAUAAGAAAAAAACCUCUUGGUGUUAGGCCUAAAGAAGAAUAAUUGCGCAUCAAAUCAAAAAACUAUUACUGUUGAUUACAGAGACAAUGUCAUAGUGGAAACUUUGUCAUAUUGACUCCUAAUUGGACCAAAAAAAUGAAGGAUAGAGAGAAUGUGUUGAGGCUCGGAAAAAUCCACUUUUGAUUUCAGCGAGAGAGUUGAAUAAAAGGAGCAGACAGAGUCAAUGCCUAUUCCCAAGAAAAGUGAAGAAAUCAUGCAGAAGGAUAGAAAAACAGCAAGGAUGCGUUGAUUAUGGAGAGCUAACCCACCACUCUUGCCGAGGCCACACCUCAUAGAGGUCAUGGGUAAAAAAACAAGCCAUGUCUAGCUGAGUAGUGUGACAUCAUAGUCUACUGCCUUUUGUGAAUAAGAAAAAAAAAGUAAAGCUCAGGCAUUUUUGAACCAUGAAGAGUUGGAUCAUGCUUCCUUGGCCCUGUACCCUCCCAACUUGGGCCCAUCCCCGACCCGGUCCAUGGUCGGAUGCUGAUGUACCAGCCUGCUCUGCUGAAACGAUAUGAAGAUUACAAGAAAUAGGAGAAAAUGACCCUCAGGAACAGAAACUAUGAGAAUAAACUUGCAACAUAAAAGAAUUAAAAAUCAUAUUGUUAUAUAAACAGUCAUACUCCUUUCUUUAACACUCGGUUUUAAGCUGUAUGGCUCAUUACCAUGUCAUUCCAUUAAUCGUGAUGGUUUUCCUUGGGAAUGUGCGGAUUUUCUUUAAAGAUCUGUUGGCACAUGAUGAUGUAUGCAAACAUGUCCGCAUUGGAAACAAUGUUAAAAAUGUUUUAAUUACUUGGAUUAGCCUACUCCCCCUUGUUAUGAAUUUCUUUACUUUGAUGGUCUAAUAUUCCAAUGCCGAUACUAGAACUUCAUGACAUCUGUUGUUCACCGCUUAGAAUUUCUUGGGUUAUGAGCUUUUUUACUAACUAUAUAACCUGGUCAUCAUUAAAACUAUUCGCAUAUAUUAGCAUGAAGUUGACCUAAAUAGACAAUUUCGUGUGUAUAUGCCAUGGGACUGAUAUCUAUCCACCAAAGAUGAAUGAUAGCUCACUUUAAUGUCAUUUGGCAACCCCCCCCCCCCCCCCCCAUCCCCAUGAUCAUGCCUCGAAUCAGUAGAACAUGGAGAAAAAAUAGUAGCAAUAAUGUUUGAAAAAAUAUUUAGAAAGUUUGUGACUCCAAGAGUUUAAAGCUUGAUUAUGAGUAAUAUUUUAGAAAUGCAAAUCCUGUUUGCUCCCCCAUCCUUCAUUACUUCAUUAUUUGAGAAUGAGUAGCUCUGAGCAUCCAUAUGUUCUUCCCUUUUUUCCCCUUUAGAUGCUAAACCUUGAAUUCGAUUAUUAUUACGUCAUAAAUCAAGUGUUUUGAAUAUUCUAUUUGUCGUUUCACUCUCUUGCAGGGUCAACGCAGACAGAGAUUCUGACCCUUCAGAGGCGAAAACUGUGGGCAAUGGCCACAAGGGACACGUCUAAAAGGCUGAACAAUGGGCUGCAGUUGGUCAAACACAACAUAGCCUUGAUCGCAGCCAAACUCGCUAUUCAGUCUGUUGAAAUCUGA
This is a messenger RNA of Spirodela intermedia, 4893 nucleotides long. Lineage: Eukaryota; Viridiplantae; Streptophyta; Magnoliopsida; Alismatales; Araceae. The record is from the annotation of a GenBank genome assembly.